Messenger RNA from Xyrichtys novacula (pearly razorfish), 24181 nucleotides. The record is from the annotation of a GenBank genome assembly. Lineage: Eukaryota; Metazoa; Chordata; Actinopteri; Labriformes; Labridae.
AUGCAGAAAGGGAUCAGAUUGAAUGAUGGCCACAUCACCUAUCUGGCUGUUUUGGCAAAGAAGGAUGGCACGAGGCGAGGGUGCUUGAGUAAGAAGAGCUCAGACAACACAAAAUGGCAUUCAAAGUGGUUCGCUUUGCUGCAGAAUAUGUUGUUUUAUUUCGAAAACGACUCCAGCUCACGCCCCUCCGGACUGUACCUGUUGGAGGGAUGUGUUUGCGACAGGGCACCGUCCCCCAAACCGUCUCAGUCCGCGAAGGAAGGUUUAGAGAAGCAGGUAAGCUGAAGGAAGCUCUUGUUGGUCUGACUUUGACUGUUCAGGUAAUCUGUCUCUCUCAACCAUCACACCACUGAGCUGUUGCUGCUUAUGAUCAUUAUUGUACUUUCAUCUUUUUUUUUUAAGUUUACGAGAGGGGAGAACUCGGCGAACUCGCUCAAGAACACCACGGUUGCUGUUUUUAUCCCAUCAUCUAUUUAUCACGCAAACAAUGUCCCAGAGAUGUUCACUUGACGUUCAGUGUUACGUAAUGGCGUCAUUCUAACUGAUUGAUUGUCUCGAUUCAGCACUAAAAUAGCCUCGGAGGUUGUCUCAAAAGCGACUCAUACACCAACUUCCAAAAUAUGUCUCGUGUUUUUUUUUUUUUUUAGUGCACUCUGUAUAAUUCCUCGGUGCGAACUUUGCGUACACAGGUGGGAAAUAACUGGUUCGCCCUUUUCCUGCUCUUUCACAGUUGGUGCUACAAUAUUUAUCGCAGCACGUGUAUUUUUUAUAUAAGAGCGUUUAUUUUUAGACAUUACAGGGACUGCAGCUCAUAUGCAGCGUAAACUUAACAGCAUCCAAACUUUGCAGGUUGCCAUCUUGCGGAGGAGAGCUGCCCCCUUCCCUGUCGUUUUGACGUAUUGAUUUAAUUCCUUGUCUUGAUAUUAAUAGCAUCCUACCUUGGCAACUGCGUCUCCCCGGUUCAUAGCGGCUGCUUCAUUUGAUAGCUCUCUCAUUAUCACGGGGUUGUUAACGACAGCCUUGAAUGAGAACCAAACGAUGCCCCAGGCUUGCUUUUGUUUCCUACAACAUCCCCUCAUUCGUUUUAAUACCUCUGGCAUACAGUGGCACGGAUUAACGCGUGUGAUGGCGAAAUAUUUCCACUGUUUCCGUGCCAGUGUGACACAGUCAGGAAUAAUCUCAGCGAAAGCAUGGUUGUCUCCAGAGAAACACUUGAGAGGCGCUGGGAAGGCGGAUGCUGCAUGGGAGAAAUAAGCCUUGUAGCAUUGAAGCAUCUGAAAGGUAGAGUGUUGGUCAAGCUGCUUUUAGAUGUGACUGCACCCACCUUCUGACAGAUACUGCCAGCUGCAGCAUUUUUGAGGUGGCCCUGAAGCAGAGCUGCUGGAAAGUCAAAGUAAUGAGGGAUUUUAUCUGCUAAAUCACCAAGUUACAUUUUGGGCAACAAGUGGCCAGUUUUCAACUAAUGCCAUUAACUUAAGUUUAGAAAUACCUCAUUGAAAGACUGCUUUUUGAAAAAAAUCUCCUAAACUUUUGAGUCAUCUAGGUGUCUCUUUGUUUUAACCCCAGAACACUAUCGCUAAAAUUAGUAACACAUCAAAAUAUAUCAAAGUAGGACAAUAUAAGACAAAUUCAAGUAGUUUUCUUUUAUUUUAAGCUGUGCAAUGUCCAAAGGGAGGGGAAAAGGUGCCAUGAGGGGACCAUAUAAAAAUGCAACAAAAUAACUGAAAUUAGGCAUUCAUGAACAAAAAGUACCAGAAAAAAUAUAUAUCUAGAAACUGUAAACGUGGUUUCUUUUCCAGCCAUUCCUGGGGCAUGUGAGUCUUCUCUGGUGAAGACUCAGGGUUCUUGACACAAUAACAGCUGCAGUAGAAAGAACCAAAAUAUGGUGUAUGACCAGCUGACUAAAAUAUUUCCAUCGCCGUAUGAAUUCCCCUCAGAAUCACUACUUUGUGAUAGAUAUUCAUAACCACUGCCCCAAAGAUAGCAUGCAAAUUCCAGGACCACUCUUACUGACCUUAUUUGCCUACAUGCAGCUAUCAAAUCCACCCAAGCUAUUAAUAAUGAUGAUACAUUUUAUUUGUGGGCGCCUUUCAGGGCACUCAAGGACCCCUUACAGGGCAAUUAAAAGACACAUCAGUAGAAUAGUAAAAUCAAUAAAAAACACAUCAACUCAACAAAGUAUAAAAUAAAAUAAAAAGUCAUAAGUUGUAAGUCCGGACUCUGCAGCAGAACAUCAAAUGUUAGUCCGAGUAGGCCUGUCUGAAAUAAUGGGAUUUGAAGAUGGAGACCUACUUACUCUCUAUCACUAUUACGGGGUGAAAUCACCCGAACACGUGCCUGUAGGAAAAAUCAGGUUUUGGAUCAGGGCAACAAAUAUGCCUUCAAAGAUGUCAAAGGCAAUGCUGAAGCUACUCAGGGACCCAUGAUACUCAGACAAACGCAACACAAUGAAAAUCACCUAAACAUGUUUGGUUGGGUGAAAAUCACCUGGCGAUAGUGUUAAUGCAUCCUUCAAGAGUCCCAUCAGAUUAGAAAUGACGAAAGGUUUUCAGGACGGGGUAAAAUAUCUCAAACAAUAACUCCAUGACUUGGUGGAAUAACAUCAACUUAAGGGAAAUCACAUCUCUAAUAUAGAAUAAAAUCUCCAGACCAGUCAGAAAUCACUACCCUCUACCUGCUAUACCAAACACUUCAUUCAUGUUACAGCUAUCCUGAUUUAUCAUUCACAAUGGUCUUGCAGAACUUAUUCAACUUAAAAAACACAUAAACAAGCUGAAAACAUCCUCAGGAAAAAAAAAAAAAAAGAUCUGGUAAGCUAAUCAAAGUUCUCGUUUUACUAAUUCCCUGAUGACCAACAUUUAACUGUAGACUUUCUGAGUUUACGUGCUUUAGUCAUAACAAUCCUGGGUCAUUAUAUUGAGAUAUAGUACAGCAACAGCAGUCUACUCACAGAUCAAGCACAGACACUGCGUGGAUUUAACCUGAGUGUGCAGAAGCCCCUGCAGUGACUGUAUGUAGCUGAUCCAGUUGUCGCUGUCUGUGGUGCUGAACUCUACCAUCACGCUCUUGACCUCCACAAGCAGAGAGUUAAGACAAUUCAGCACGAGUAAAUGUGAGUUUACUCUCCCCACAAAAAAAAGUGUGUCACUGAUAAAAACAGAGCAUGAGACAGACCUCAUACUGGCUGUGACACACAACCUUCUCCAUCCUUUACUAUCAGACUUUACUCUCUGUCACGUCUGAUUCUGUAAGAACAAUGACAAAAGAUGUUUUCUGUUCUGGAGAUGAAAUGCUAACUGAGUGACAUCUCUGCUGACAGCUGUUCAUGCAGGCUGCGUCGGUUAAUUUAUUUCAGCAGCGAAUAAAAUGAAUUCGAAAGCCUUUAAUUAACAUAGCACUGUCUUCUGUUCGACAUGUAUUUCCUACAUCGUAUGUAUCAGAAACAAGUCUUCUAGUUUUGGAGGGUUCCUAAGGAAGGGUGUAAAUUUUAGUGAUUUUUCUUCAUGGACAAUCUGUCUUUUGAUAAACCUUGACAGGAAUGAAUGCAUCUAUUGAGAUCCUUGUGCAUAUUUUAAGUCUGUAUCUGCUUCACUGCGUCUACCUGCAUAAGGCAAUGUCAAUCUAUAGAAGGUGAAAUAAGGACAGAAAGUGUAAUUAAUGCCCAAGGUGUCUGGAGGCAUACAGAUUUCCUUUUCACUUUCCUCUCUCUGGAGGAAAAAAAAAACAAAGAGUGACACUCCAGUCGAUGAGCUGCCCACAGAGGUCAUCUGAGGCAACGCUACUGUAGAUUUCUGACAUGAAACCUGUUACAUAUGCACACAUUACAACAGAUUCCAGAUUUCUGUUGAGCCUGUUAGUACGUACAUUAUUGGUCUGUGAGUGUGUGUGAGUGUAUGUGUGUCAGAGCUGCAGGAGGAACCGCCGGGCGACUGCUGGAUCUUAUCUGUGUGUGACAGGGAGAGGGACAAUGCGGCGAAUAGAUGCCAAGCCAACUGCCACCUUGCAGGCUUUUUAUAGCCCUCACUCUUCAAAAAGGCAAAAGAUCUUUCCCUCUUCCUGCCUUGCUCUCCGUCUGUCUCGCUCUGUUCUCAUUGUAUUCUUUGGAGUGUUCUACUUUUUAAAUGUUCUUAGUCCCCAUUUAGAAGGCGAGCUACGUUUAAGCCCACAGUUACUAUGGCAACCCCUAUUUGCAUCUGAAAAAGUGCAUUUGAAGGGGCCAAUAAAAUGUGCAACAACAUGCCUGGGGAUUGAGCUUCACUUUGCAAGUACAGCAAAUACAGGCUUAUGAGAAACAUGAAAUGAGUAAUGAUAUGAGACGAGCUUGUCCAGGGUAAUGUGUAAAUGCCUUAAUGUUUGGUUAUCUAAUUGUGUUAUUUAAUUAAAAACAUUUUCAACAAAUUAAAGACAGACGUAUCAGGAUGCUUUAAGCUCAAUCCGUCUGCUGUCAUUUGACUGAAGAAUUUUGACAGAACUAUGAACAUUUUCAUCUUUCUGAAUCUGGCUGUGUUAUGACUGAGGCCAGUCUGAAGCAUUGGUCAUUAAUAAUACUCUAAUAGUGUCUGUCAAAAAGAGAUGCUGCAACGAUACGCUACCUAAACACCAGAACAAACUGGUCAUUGAUUUAAAAUGUUUGUCUCUGUUUCCAUGCUUCAUUAACAGCUUUUAAUGAAGCACCACCUGAUCAUUUUAAAAUUUAGCCCCAUUUUUUAAACGUUUCGGAUUAGAGAUAAGGAAUCCAGAACUGUCUCGGGAUGAAAAUGGUUUCAAACUACUUGAAGCCAUUGAAAUAAUUUUCCUACAUGCUUAACGCUUCCCUUGUGCCUUGUAAACGAAGUAUGUAAAAAAAGGAAACAAGUCAAUGUGAAAGGCGGUUGAUGCGAUUGACAAGAAGAUGUAAUCGUGGCAGAUAAAAGACCAGGGCAGUCUAAACUGCUGUUGUUCACAGCAUAAUACUGUUAGCUUCACAAUAUCUGCUCUAAAAGUAGGACAGCAUGAUGUACUGACUUACAGUAAAACCCACUCGAUUCGUGAGACCGGAUGGUUUCCGACUGAUAACCUCCAUGUAUUUCUGACAUCCAGGGACUUUCCUAUUUAACAGACAUCAGUCUUUGAUUAUGUCCAUUUCCUUUAAAAAAUGGUGUCAUCUCUGCUGUUAGUUGACUGUGCUAGAAGGAGGCUGACAUCUGUGUCAUGGUCUGUCGACCAAUCAGAGGUUGUAUCUGUGAUCAGCUGACAUGUAAAGGUUUGUUCAGAAGCCAGAGUUUGUGGUCUCAGUAAAGUAAAAUGAAAACUUGUAAAAUGAAAUUGGAUAAUUGACACAGAUAGUCAAACUGAUCAUAUUAACAUGACGUGACUAAAGUAAAAUGUAACAUUACUUCAUUAGACCCACAAGACGCUGUAGCAGAAUCGAUAAGCCUAGUGUUGCGUGUGUAGUCAAAAGUUUUAUUCACCUGUAGUUUUGUCUGUAUGCUUUUACUCCUCUUUCACUUUUACUCCUAUUUUCCAUUUUAAUGUCAUGUGAAGCAAUUUGUUACUUGUACUAAAAAGUGAUAUACAAAUGAAAGUAAUAUUGUCAAAUGCUAAUAAUCAUUAGACCUGUUUUUACUGGAACCAGGUCUUGGACCCUUUGCCCACUACUGGUACUGCAAAUACUCAGUGCAGAUGAUACAUUUGACUGUUGGAUGAGGAUUUUUGAGGUAGCACAGGGAGCAUCAAAAUCAAUACUGAUAGAAAUCUCCGCGCAGAAGCUUUAAAUAAUCACUGACCCAGAGAGAAAUGAUCAGGAAAGUUCAAUUUUCCAAGAUGCUGCUGCUCCCUUUUUUUGCCAAUUAGCCCCACACCACAGAAAAAUAAGCUACUAUGUUUAGGCAACACAGAUUCAAUAAGAAAAUAUUGUUAAAUAGGUCUGUGAAGCCUUGAAGACAGCUAAGACUGACUGUGGCCACAAAUAGAUAUAUGAGUACUGGGUUACACUGCUAAAUACACUAUAAGCCUUUAUAAAGAUGAAAACACUUUUGCAAUGAUUAGCUGUUCAAUCUUUACUUCGAAAUGAUUUUCCGACUCAAUAAAAAAGGUACAAAUAGAAAAAACUGCUCUGAAUUUGGAUAUUGAAAAGCUUGCUUUGAUAUUAUUACAUAAUUAAAUGUGUUAAAUCCCGUCUCUUUUCUCUAUUCUAGGGAGAAUUAAAUAGUUAACGCUCAUAGGUUUUAAAUAAGGAUUUACUACGGGCUACGUUGUCUCACUUCCCGAGAGAUAAUGUCUCCGUGGCAAAAAUGUGGUGAUGUGGAGCUAAAUAUAGCUGCCUAAAAGGCUUUACACACCAGCUCACAGGAAGCGGGAGAUGGGAAGCACAUUAUUGACAAAGGGUCUUUCUGCUGCUCAUCAGGAAAUAUGGAACAUUACUCCCCUUCACAAAUGAUUUGCUCUUGGCAUUUGGGAGGGAUAAAAAAUCCAAUAUAUUGGAUUUGUGGGGCUCUAUUUACAAUGCAUCAGUGUUAUAUAAUUUGAUGCGUUUAAACCACAAAUAGGCUGUCUGCACCUUUAUGGCAGUGACCACUCAACUGCUCUGUUGAUUUGAGGAUUUGAUCUGAUAGGCCUCAGCUUGUCAUGCGUUUGCCGUUAUUGCCAUAACUAAUGAAACCCUCAAAGUUGUCAGGUCACCAGAGAUAUUAGAUAAGAGAAGGGAAAGUCAAGUUGUGGAGUUUUUGUUGCAGCCAAAUCAGCAGCAUAAAGCUAAAACAAAACAUGGCGUCAGUUGAGAGGCUUCCAUCAAUUCAGAGGUGAGUUGCCAGGUUACAGCCAGAAUGUACAGAGGCUUUCUAAUGAUUCUCGCAAGACUUCUCUACCUCCAACUUCUUCACACGCUUUGGUAUGCAUGUAUGUGCACAAGUUUAAUCAGAACUUUUCUGGUCAGUAAUGACAAGGUUACCUCUUGCAGAGAUUUUCUUUAACUCAUCUUAAAAACACUUACUGUUUUGGUUAUAUUUUGGGAUUCCAUGCUUUUAUUCAGACUGGAUGGGACAGUUAAACCUGGGCCACCCACUUGAGUGCUAUAGCAUCUGUACAUGGGGUAUUCUUCCUGCAUGCAUAAAAAGUAUAUGACCCUUUACCUGAUGCUGUUUUUCAGUAUUACUUCACCGUCACGUUCAAUCAUGACAACCAGAAGGCUUUGGAGCUGCGCACAGAGGACGUCAAGGACUGUGAUGAGUGGGUGGCUGCUAUCACACAGGCCAGGUACCUCUCACACAAGACCCGCAUCUAUAUACGAACACCCUGCUGAGAAUGCCCUCAAAGGGAGGUUUCUGUGUGUGCGUGUGUGCAUGCGUGUGUGUGUGUUUGUAAUCUGGCAUAACUUGUAAACAAUCAGAUCUACCUUGUUGCAAAUAUCCAUUUACAGUCCAGAAAGGUUCCGUAUCUAUAUCCCUCAUAAGGAGUUUUAAAGUGGCUAUGAAUCAGUCAGACACUGACCAUAUGACCUAUUGUGACCUAUAAGCAAAAGAAAUGCCAUCAGAAACAGGGUUGAGGGCCAUUAAUUUUAAUGCCUGUGUGAUAGGUGUCAGACAAUGCAUAAUUUAACACUAGUCCAAUGCAGUAUUUUGAGCUUGCAUUAUAGCCAUAAAAAAAAGAAAAACAUGAGUAAUACACAUGGCAGCCAAAAGAAAGCAGGGUGACUUCUUCUGUUUUUGUAAGAAAACACUACCCACACACGUGUUCAGAAUAUGAUUAGCAAAGAGACGAAACAUCACUUUUUUAUUUUCCAGGGGAUGCCAACUUUGACACAAACCAGAACUCAUUAACAGGAGCUUUAACUACAAUAGCUACAUUUUGUGUCUUUGAAAUUAUACUUUACUGAUAAGUUCAUUAAUUUCCUAAUGUGGUGAGAGAAAGCAUAUCUGUUAAGAUUUUUUUCAAAGGUUUUCCUAGCCAAGAGAGGUGUGGUCCAGAGGUGUGAAAAGUAGGCUAGAGCAAUUGCCAUUUCUUAAAACGGAAUAAAGAUUUUAGAAAUUGGAGAGUGUGUUUUUAAAAGGAGGUAGUGUGUCUCACAAACUCUGGUCCAGACCUGUAAAGUGUAAGUAAAAUGGUUUUACAUCCGGACCCUGUCUUCACAGAAAGCUGUGAAUAAGAUACUAACGUCAGUGCCCUGGUAAAGCAGUGGUUUUUGGUCAUUUAUCCAUUUUUGGUUAUUUAUUUAUAUAAGUAUUUUAGUUUGGUGAUUGAUAUGAUAUUGUGAAGAGAUAGAGGGUGGCCUUGGUCAGAAGAGGUAAUCUUGGAAUCACUGAAUAUUUUACAAAUUUUAAUUACUAUUUAUAUGAUAAUAAUCAACCUACUUAAGUUUAUGCUAUUGGUUUAUUGUGCAAAGGCUUUUUUAAAAAUUGUCAGGAACUAUUCUAUACACAAAAAGGUGUCUAAAAUUGGUGUUUUGAAAUUGUUUUUUUGUCAAGAAAUACAAAGCCUAAUGAGCAAAAUGCCCCUUUAACAUUCUGUGACAAAAGAGGGUCACAAAAGCCCAAGCACAACAAUCACUCCAAAUGUCAGCAGUGAGCAUUUGUAUGGCAAAAGGUCAAUUGAUUGGACUCAUUGGAGAUUGCAUUGAUUUGUGCCCAGUCAAAGCAGUACAGUACAGCAGCAAGUUGGUCUGUAAUGCAUGCUAAUACAGCAGAGCAAUGAAGAAACAUACUUUACCAUCAUGCUGCCUUUUCAAGAAAUUUUCAAAUGAUCUCAUCCAGUGCUGUACAAUUUUGUGACUUAAUAUAUUCAGGUCAACAUGCUGUUUGUUUGUUUGUUUUAUUGAUUCAAAUUCAAGUAAAACUAUUUGUUGAACUAUGGAAUAUGCACAGCUGUUGCUAAUGCACAGGCAGCCUCCACACAUGGUUUGCUAAGCCUUUAAGUAUCUGAAGAAUUGGUUGCAUAAGUGCCUACAUUCAGUCUCAUACUUGAGCUUUGCGGUUCAAACACAAGGUAACACAAGGUCUGCUUAAGUUUUGAUAGACUGUAGGGAGCUCACGAAACACUAAUGAGGCCUUUACAAUGUCUGUGUCUGCAUGCCUGUAUAGUUACAGAAACCUGGCUACAGAGCAUGAGACCCUCAUGCAGAAGUAUCUCCAUCUACUCCAAAUAGUGGAGACAGAGAAAACGGUUGCCAAGCAACUUCGACAACAGAUAGAGGACGGGGAAAUCGAGAUAGAGCGGCUGAAAUCAGAGGUAACUUGCCUUGUUAUUUUAUGCUAGUAGUAUCUGUGUAUGUGUGAGUGUUUGUGUAUUUUUUGUACAGCACACAGUGGAGGCAGAGGGAGAAUAGAUGGAGGGAAAAGUGGUCAGACCCCAAGUUUAAAUCAAUGAUGAGGACAGAAAGGGAGGGCACGCAAAAAUCACAUCCCAGAUUUAAAAACAUAAUAUCUGGCAAUCCAUGGAUGGUCUUGCAGCUUGAAGCAUCUUGGGAUGUCUUUAAUAAAGACUGGGCAAUACUGUUGAGUGUUUUGUGUCCUCAUUAUUCAGUCUAAACCAGAUCAAAUGCACCUUCUUUUAAUGUGCUAAUGGAUAGCCCCAGUUGAAUUGAACAUUUUCAAUAUGAAUGAGUCAGCUUCUGUUGUACCUAGUACAGCAAUCUGCAUCAGAAAAGGGUAAUAAACACUCAAUUUUCAUGGCCAAAAUGUGUAAUAGUGAUGGGUUAUGAUGUGCUUUGUUUAAUCUGAGUCUUUUAUUAAGAGCAGUUUGUCUUUAGUCUGUUCUUGUUUAUACUCUGUGUUAUUCUAAUAGGAGCAAAUUAACAAACACUGGACAAAGUAACAUGGGAGACAUUUUGGUGCUGUUGGUAUAAUGUGUUUUGUACAUUCUUUAAAACUGGGGUAUGUAUGAUAAUUAAGUUUGACAAUCCCAACAUUAAAAUGAUUGAAUAUAAGAUUCAUAAACAUGAUAAAUACUCAGAGAGGAGUAAAGGAUAUCUGACAAAGAAUAUGCUGUAUGUGGGGUUUCAACAUUAUAUACAUUGAUACAAGGAACUCAAAUGUUUGCUCACUGAUGUAACCCAGAGUUUCACUUGUUUCCAAUUAGAUCACUGCACUGCUAAAGGACAAUGAGAAGAUCCAGUCAAAUCCAGAGGUUCCUCCUAGUGAAGAUGACACUGAGAUCAAGAAGAUCAAAAAGGUGAGGAGCAUGAAAUGACAGAUUUAAACACAAUCUUUUUUUAUUCUUGAUCCGAUUAAAAAAUUGAGGGAUUGGAUAAUCUAAAUCCACUGUUUAUAUGGGUGCAAAAUCAAUUUAUCCGAACAUGACGUCACGUGUGUAUACAUGCACCAAGCUUUAUUCAGAUUAGAAGCAUUAGGACAUGCGCGGAGUCGUCUGAGUUCCCUAAAACAACCGCAGGGUAAGAGUUGUAUUAACGCCUGUGCUGUCAACAAACCAACAUAAGCCGUAGUGGCUCACUCCAUCCAAUACAUGAGUUUACCCCCCUGUUAAACGUUGUCACUAGAUGGCGCCACUGCGUACUAGUGUUCUGUCAAAGGUUGCACUGUGCGUGUGUGACAUCAUUACGCUGUAUGCCUUACGUUACCGGAGGAGCAGACAUGGCACCUGCGGUUGUGUUUUAUGCCGGAGUUCUAAUAAUGAAGCCUCCUGUACCUCAACAAGUACGAAAAAGGCUAAAGAGCUUGACGAUCGAGUCAGGUAAGAGAGUCACGACCGGAAUAACUGUUUACAUGGACGCGUUUUGGAAUAACGAUCGGCAUAAACCACCCCUCUUGAUCGGAAUACAAUUUCUUUCCGAUUGAGCCGAAUUGGAUCAGAAUCUUCUGAUCGACAUGUUUACACGACGCAUUUUUUUCCGAUCUGGCAUUUAUUCAGAUUAUUUGUGCCCAUGUAAACGCAGCUACUGACUAGUCUGGUAGCAACUCACACAAGCCUGGUUAGCCUUACUUUUGUUUGCUUAUGUUGUCUUGCUCAGGUCCAGAGUUUCCUGCGAGGUUGGAUUUGCCGCAGGAAGUGGAAAACCAUAAUCCAGGACUACAUUCGUUCACCCCACGCUGAGAGCAUGAGGAAGAGGAACCAGGUCGUGUUCAGUAUGCUAGAAGCUGAGGCAGAAUACGUCCAGCAACUCCACAUCUUGGUCAACAACUUCCUGAGGCCCCUACGCAUGGCUGCCAGCUCUAAAAAGCCGCCUAUCACACAUGAUGAUGUCAGCAGCAUCUUCCUAAACAGGUGUCUGGUGGUGAGACUGGGUGUGAUGGUUGAGUGACUGUGAAAAGUGAAAGCCGAGAAGAGAAGGAGAAAGAAAAGCUCAUGGGCACCACUUUCCUCUUUAUCUUAUCAGUGAGACCAUCAUGUUCCUCCAUCAGAUCUUCUACCAGGGCCUGAAGGCAAGGAUAGCCAGCUGGCCAACACUUGUUCUGGGUAAGGGAGAUGAUUUUGUUAGGAUUUGUUAAAGGUUCAGUCUGUCACAUACAAAACAAAUAUGUUGAAUGUAUUCACUAGAUUUCUGCUUUGCUCUCCAGCCGAUCUGUUUGACAUCCUGCUGCCGAUGCUGAACAUUUACCAGGAGUUUGUGAGGAACCACCAGUACAGCCUGCAGAUCCUGGCCCACUGCAAACAGAACCGAGACUUUGACAAGCUGCUCAAACAGUACGAGUCCAAGCCCGACUGUGAGGAGAGAACGCUGGAGACCUUCCUCACCUACCCCAUGUUUCAGGUGUGAUUGAAGUCUGUAUUAUGGAUGUCCGUGAUCAUUUAAGACAAUCAAAUGUCACAGUGUCACAGUGUAUUCUGUGGGAAUGUUGCUUCUCAGAUCCCUCGUUACAUUCUGACAUUGCACGAGCUGCUGGCUCACACCCCCCAUGAGCAUGUGGAGAGAAACAGUUUGGACUACGCCAAGUCAAAGCUGGAGGAACUUUCCAGGUAGAUGUACAGUCAGGCUGUUCAGCAAUUUCAGAUCUGUUGGUUUUUGUGAAAAUUUUUCGUCAAAUACAAUUCAAAAUGGUACAUGUUAUAACAAAUAUAAAGCAGUGUGUCUGACUUUUUGAAGCUUUCUAAAAUAUAAUAAUCUUUGUUUUUGUUUAUGUGGUGAUGAGAGCUGACAAUAACACUAAAAUGCAUUUAAUAUCCUUAUGAUGAUUCUUAAAGUGCUAAUACCUUAGAUCAGUAACUGCAUGUUUCUGUUGUGCAACUUUACAAGAAUAUUAAUAUUUAUUUUGUGAAGUUGUUUCUUACUGUGCAGUACUCAUGAGAUUCAGUUGCAUGUAUGAAUCAGAUAGUUAAGGGAACAAAAUCUGGAUCAUAAAAAUGGUGUAAAAUUGAAAAUAUCGAUGAAUUAAGAUUGUGUUUGAAGUGUCUGAAUUAAUAGGUAUAUUUUUUUCUACCCAUACAGAAUCAUGCAUGACGAGGUGAGCGAGACAGAAAACAUCAGGAAGAACCUCGCCAUUGAGCGGAUGAUAGUUGAGGGUUGUGAAGUGCUGCUGGACACCAGUCAGACAUUUGUGAGACAAGGUAGGUUGGUUUCCAGGUCAGAGAAAGAGGUGAAAACUAAUGUUUUCCUUCUGUCUUUAGACUUAAAAACCUUUCUAAAAUCUCUACAUUCUGCAUCUUUGUGUCAGACACCAGUAUAAUUAAAAAUCAAGAUGUGUAUAGUACCAAGCCCCACUGUGUGAUGGGAUUUACUCACUGUCACAGUUUAGCCUUAGUAACUUCACCCAGCUCUCUAGAAAGAGUUACACUCUUAAUCUGUAAUAGUGAAGACAACAUACAUUGAACACCAUACUUACGUCUCUAUUGCAGCAUUUUUCAGGUGCAUCAAGGUAUUUUAUCCCUGCUGAGAGUUACUGACGCACAAACACAUGCCUGUGAAGUAUUUUAAUCUGACGUAAAACAAAGUUCUAAUUUCCGACUUUAUACUUGAAGUAUUCAUAUAAAAAACAGCUUUUAUACUUGAAGUUUACAAAUAAGAGGACUGUUUUUUUGCAUCAGCCCUUUAACCUGGUAAUUCAAAGACCUGGACCUAAUAGUUGAGUAAGUUGGCUAAAGUGAACCCCUCACGUUUCUCAUGUGUUGUCUUUCGUUCACAGGCUCUCUGAUCCAGGUGCCCAUGAGUGAGAAGGGAAAGAUCACAAGAGGUCGACUGGGCUCUCUAUCUUUGAAGAAAGAAGGCGAGAGACAGUGCUUCCUUUUCUCCAAGCAUCUCAUCAUCUGCACACGUGGCUCUGGGGGAAAACUGCACAUCACUAAGGUACAGCAGACUGUUAUUUGAGAGGACAGGCUACUGAAAGUUUUCACCUAGUAUGUUAAAUCCAAUUUGCAGGUGACAGAGGCAGUAGUGGUGGCAGCAGCUGCAGCCGGGCUAGCGGCUCACAUACGUAUAUUGAACCAUAUGGGUUGUCUUAUUUGUCCUUAGUGGAGACCUUUACAAACUCUGUGCUGCUUAAAGUGCGCAGCCUUCACUGCAUAUCAGAAGUAACAAACUGUGUGUGACCUCAUGACCUUUCCCCUCUUUCACAGAAUGGAGUGGUGUCUCUCAUAGACUGCACACUGAUGGAGGAGACAGAGGGGACUGAUGAUGAGUGUGAGUUACGAACAUUGUUAGAAGUUUUCUCAAACUUAACUUGCAGGAGUUCAAUUAUGCUGUAAAGCAGUGGUUCUCAAGUCCGGCUCUCUAGGCCCACUGUCCUGUAUGUUUUGGAUGUUUCCCUGCUCGAACACACCUGAUUCAAAUGAUCAGCUCGUUAUCAAGCUCUGUAAUGGCUUAAUAACGAGCUGAUCAUUUGAAUCAGGUGUGUUGGAGCAGGGAAACAUCCAAAACAUACAGGACAGUGGGCCUCUAUUUUUUUAUCUUUAAAAUCAAACUUUAAAGAACCUUACUUAGUGAAAGAAUAUAUUUCUUUUUAUUACUGGUAUUAUAUCGAACAUAACCUUCAUCCACAUAGUAUCCUUUUCUCUGGGUUGUUAACUGGACAGUUACGAAAAAUCACAGGAACAAGCUACAAAUAAAAAUACAUCUAUUUUUCCCCAAACUGUGAUUUUAUGCUUCAUGGAUGUAAAAACAAGCAGUUUUAUUUUAAGCACGUUUCUAAUUGCAAAGAAACACAUUAUUAAAUAAACAAAUCUUAUCAAAUACUUUUUCCCAUUUUUUCCCAAAUUGUUUAAUCUCAGUUUAAUCUGUUUUCCCCGUCACAGUAAAAUGACUGUUGUUGAAAUUGUGUCUUGUAGCCAAAGGGGAGCGAAGCGGCCAGGAUACUGAGCAUCUGGACUUCAAAGUGAUGGUGGAGCCCAAAGACGUCCAGCCCUACACCGUCAUCUUAGUGGCUUCAUCCAGACAGGAGAAGUCAGCAUGGACCAGCGACAUCAGUCAGGUACAUGUCCUAACCUGUGUGAUCACAUGCUGUUCCAAACAGCAGGACUGCGCAGUGCUGCUGUGGAGCAAGUCAUUUUAGAAGAUUAGGAGCUUAAGUGUAAAGAUUAAGGUAAAGUGUUUGGACAGCCAUUGUCUGAACAGAUUUGUAUUCCUUAUAUGAAAAAAUGGCUGUUGUUGGUUUAGGAGUGGAGGUUCAGGGCUUAUAACCCGUGAAAAAAUAACAUUCCUGAAUUUGCUGAAUUGACACUGGAGCCAUCUACCAUACUUCCACUUGUGAUGAGAUCAUUUCUGGUGUAGAAAAGCAACAAUAAAAACAAAUGGAACAAUAAAACAGCGUGCUUUAUGGCUAUUAAGGGCAGAAACUUGUAUCAUCAGUUUGUGAACUCACUCACCCUCUGGUCUUGCACCUUUUUCUGCCUGUCUUUUCCUCGCAGUGCAUUGACAACAUCCGCUGCAACGGACUGAUGAUGAAUGCCUUUGAGGAAAACAGCAAAGUCACAGUGCCACAGAUGAUUAAGUAAGAGAGCAAAUGCACAUACAUUAUACAUGCACAAACAGAGACUGACAUUUGAAUAACAUGACUACAUGACUAAUGCAUGAAAAAUGCAUGAACUAACUGUCCAAACCAGCACAAGGUUGGAUUUAUAUACUAGUAAGGACCUACAGAGAAAUCACAUACUACACUCAAAUCUUAACAGUCAGAACUACAGUCCUUACCACAAGGUAAACCUGGUUUAGCUCUAAAGGUAAGAGGAGUCUCAGGAUUGAAACAGGGAUUAAACACAGUGAUAAAGACCUGCAUCUCAGAAAAAAGGGGAAAGUAGUCUUAGCAAGUUUAAUACACUAUUUACUGACACAUACAUGACCAUAAAAGUGUUUUAUUCAGCUUAGCUUGUGUCAGUAACACUGCUAAUAUCUCUAACUUCAUCGCAGGUCAGACACCAGCUUGUACUGUGAUGAUGUUGACAUCCGCUUCAGCAAGAUGAUGAACUCCUGCAAAGUGCUGCAGAUCCGCUAUGCCAGCGUGGAGCGUCUUCUGGAGAGGCUGACCGACUUGCGCUUCCUCUCAAUCGACUUCCUGAACACCUUCCUCCAUUCUUAUCGAGUCUUCACCAGUGCUGCCGUUGUACUAGACAAGCUCAUCACCAUCUACAAGAAACCUAUCAGUGCCAUCCCUGCACGGUGAGUGAGUUAAAGGGGUGAGGUGUUUCUGAGAGGUCUUUACAGAAGUUUUAUUUACUUGUACAAUCAAUGUCAAAACUGUAAAGCCUGGAAAAACUAUAAAAAGCUUAAAAUUUUACGUCACCCAGAUGUUCCCCUGCCAGCCCCGUGGUUAAAUUUCUGUGUGAAGUCAGGGUGAGAACACAGCACAGUGAGCAAGCAGACAGUGGUGAUGACAUUUAUAUCAUGUGACUUGUGCACACUGGGAAGAGUGACACGUAACAGGAUGAAAAAAACAUUUGAAGUUACAAUGAGGGGAAUAAUUUUCAAGAGGACUGCAAAGACAUCUGCACACCCAUCAGUUUGCAUGUAGCAUUGAUACAAAUCAUAAAAAUAUCACCAAAACAAAGUUACUUGCAUUGAAAUGUCGUUGGGGGCAGAUAUAAACAUUUCAGUAUCACUUUACUUGACGCCUGUCUCUAUAACGCAUUACAAAUAUAUGUAUAAUGCAUUAUAAUCACGUUAUAGCACUGUAUAGCUAUAGUUAUAAACACUCAUAAAUGAUCAUAAUGCUUUAUAGCAAUAAUCAUAACACAUUAUAAAGCAUUUUGUCAUGACUUACAAGGUCAGGUAUUAUAAUGUGUUAUGAUUAUUAUUAUGUAUAACACAUUAUCUAUAUCACAUUAUGCUCUAAUGUGAUAUAAUGCAUUAUACAUAUAUUUAUAAUGCGUUAUGGAGAUAGGUGUCAAGUAAAGUGUUAUCAGAAUGUCCCAAAAAUUUUAUUAGUGCAUGUGUGAAAGAGACUUUUGACUUCCAUUUGCAAAUGCUUGCCACAGACGUGUAUUGGAUUAAAUAAACAUAAGCAUGCUAUAGUUGUCUGUGUAACUAUUUCAGUGCAUGAAUGUUAGCUCAUGAAACAGCGGUGCCUAUAAGCAGCCUCACAGCGACUCUUUUCACAUGAACAUGGUGAAAAUUUCAGGACUGUCUGCGGUCGACUUCACACAAGCCCUUCAGAGGCUGAUGUGUUCCCUGUUAGACAGGAGGGGAAAGGUCUCAGGAGAAGUGGCAUGAUAUAUGAAGGACACUGUGGUCGUGCCUGUGUAAUGUUUACACAGGCACGAGCAUGAUAGUUAGGUAAAGUAACUGCCAAGGGAGAAGUGAGGGCGAGUCAAACUCAAACUUUAGUUGUAUCAGUCAAUCAAAUGAAAAAUACUAUUCCUGUACCGAUGAAUAACAAGGCAGAACCUUUUUUUUUUUUUUGUACUUUUAAGCCAAGCAUAAUUUAGUGUUUGAGUGUGGUUUUAUCUCUUCCUGCAAAUCCUUUCCUGUGUUAGAGUUUUGAGGACAGUUUAAACAGCAGAGUCUAAAUAGUUUGUUACAGUAAGCUCCUCCACACGCUGAUCCCUGCAGCUUGUGACAGCCAGAGAAGGAACAGAGUUUAAAAUUCCUUCAUACUUCCUCCUGAGGAUGCAGCAGCAGAGCUGUAAUGGUGCAGUAAAAAGGUGGGACCUCCCUGGUGUCUUGAUUUUCACACACAGACUGUCUGUGAACAGCCCAUCUUGAUAUUAUGGUCUGUCCAGGUGAGAAGGUACCAGAGCAGAGGCAGCGAGAGGUCACACCAACACAUCCGCUCCUUUGACGUCCGUCCACCGUCACACUUAAUUGGGUCCCUGCGUCCACCCACCUCUCCUGAACCCCUCCUCCUCUUCUCUCUCCUUCCUCCUCUUACCCUUUCUCCUUCUCUCACUUUUAUUUUUCUUUCCACAAGUCUGACCAUUCCCCUCUCGUUGCGCUGUCACCAUGGCAACCCUUCACUCUACUGCAGGACCCCACCCUCUCCUUUUCUUUUCGUCUUCUCCCUCCCUCGCUCACUCUAUACCUUCCUCUCGCUUUCCCUUUCUCCCAUCAUCUGCAGCAGCUCUACAGUAUUAAAUAUUGAUGGGGGUGUUUUGCACCCAGACCCUGCUCUCCUCCUCUUCCUCCACCUCCUCCUCUUCCCUUCUUUUGUCUUACACCUCUCUCGCCUCCUGUUUAAUUAUCUCCUCUCUCCCUCCCACUUUACUCGUGUCCUCUCUUGACUUUCCCCUUCGCCUUUCUUUCUUUUCUUUCUCACUUUCUUUCUGACUUCCCCUCGUUUCCUUCAUCUUCCCAGCCUCCUUUUCCCUCCUUUUACUAUCCUUGUUCCCUUCAUCUUUUUUCUUGUGCUGCAAAUUACAACAAGGAGACAAACAUGGCUGCAGCUACCACUAUAUGAGACAAGAAGCUUCCCAUUCGCCCACUUCAGCAACCUCCACUGUGGUGAAAUCCAUAUCCACUGUGUAGCCCCCCCAUCCUCACUGUUUUUGCCCCUGUUUAUCUUUACUUUGUGCUGCACCUCUGUCUCUCUCUCUCCCACUUUUGCUCUGGCUCCCCUAUUCUCCGCGUUUCUCUCUCCCCAUGUCUCUGUGGGCCUCCCCUGGGCUGGUUGCUGUUGGCAGCACCCGUGCCUCCCACACUGUCACUUGACAUGCUAUUUAUAGGCCUUCAGAGGGGGUGGCUCUCAGUGCAAGGAGGAUACUGUCUUAAACAAUGUAGCUUUAAUAAAAGAGGCAGGAGCUCCCAAAGAGCCCUGUGGUUAAUGUCUUCCCUCUCUGCUUCUGUGUACAGACACCAGGUGUUCGUUGCAUCUACAUCCUCACCAUUUCUUUUCUUUCUGCUCUCUUCCGUUCAGAUCGCUGAGAAUAAUCCAAAAAGUGUUGCGUUUAAGUUGUAAAAUAUGCUUUUCCUACUCUUCAUCCUCCUCUUUUUCCCUCCUCUUUUUCACUCCCUCAUUUUCUUGCAGUUCUUUAGAGCUUUUUUUCGCCAGCAGCCAGAACAACAAACUCCUAUACGGCGAACCACCCACGUCGCCGCGUGCCAGCCGCAAGUUCUCCUCCCCUCCCCCCCUCUCCAUCACCAAGUCGUCCUCGCCCAACCGCAGGCGCAAGCUUUCUCUCAACAUCCCCAUCAUCACCGGGGGCAAAGCUCUAGACCUGGCUGCACUCAGCUGCUCCCCCAAUGGCUAUGCAAGCAUGCACUCCACCAUGUCACCCUUCAGUAAGACCACGCUGGACAUCAACAAACUUUAUGUGUCCAGCACCAUGGCCAGCAAGAUCCCUGAUGAGGGAGAGCCCAAAGCUGAAGGCAAGGCCGAGGAGUCUGUCCUCAACAAGCAAGGUCAGCUGACUGUCUGAGGGAGGUCACUCAUUUGUACUCUCAUAUCUAUCAUGUUUUCUCCUCUCACACCAUAAAUGUUUAUUCUCUAGUAUGUCAAGCAAAUCUGAGAUUAAGAUUAAUAUAUGGAGAAAAAAUGGCAUACAAGUUAUUAUCACAUCAACCUUUCUGUAUGAUUUUAUUCCUUUUUAUUAUAACAUUGUGGGAUCCAGCUGACUACACCUAUCGCCUGUGUGGAUUCAGCUUCUUAUUUAGAUUCUGCUCAACCCAACCCUUUAUUUGUGUACACGUCUUUUUGUGCUGUUCUGUUUUGUAUUUCCUAUAAAUGUAAUCCCUUUUGAUCCAGAUCUGUCCAUGAGAGAGGAAUGUGAUGAGGACCCGAGUCAGAGUGAUGAAGCCGAAGCAGAAAUGUCCCCUCCGAAGUCCCCGUCAACGCCGAAGAAUGUCAAGUCAAAAAACUCUGGUACAGUUCACUGAUGUCUUUACAAUGUAGUGAUUUACUGUUUAUCUUUUAGACAAGACUCUUUAAUGACAUUUUCUGAUCUACCCUUGAGUAGUGAUGCUCACAGUAUGAACCAGAACUGACUCAGUGAGACAUUUUAAAGGUCCAACUUAAGCCUAACUUUACAAAUAUGACAUUGGUGUAAACUCAUCUCAUCCCAAUCCUCUGCUUUGUGUGUACAUAGCACCUCAGUGGUAUCCUGUGGAAAAUACUAAACUGAAAACAUUUAUUUUAAAGUCAAAAUAAAGUAUGCAGGUGUUAUGUUUACCAUCAGUUCCACUUUUACUGACCAAAAAAGGGUUUUCUGCUUGUGCGUAAACGAUUUCAAAUGAUAAGGGUGGUUCACACCGUUAAAUUGCUGUGUUUCAGUAAAACAAACCUCACCACAAUAGUCUGUUUUGAGCAAACUUUUUCCUCCAGCAAAUGACAACGGUAACUAUAGCCAAAUAAGGUCUUGAUAAAAACCACCCACAUCCUCCCGGCCCUCCCUGCACAGCACAGAGAGGGAGCAUCCCCCCCGUAGGUAGUCAGGCACAAUUCAUCCCCAGUGUGUUCUCUUCCCACGGUGCUGGAUACAAGGGAAGCCAGUGCAUCGUGUGAGUAGGUGGAAGGAAACCUUGUACCUUAGCAACGAUGUGCAUGUUCUUCUACACCGCCCCCGGCUGCACGGAGGAAGGCAGGGAAGAGGGGAGGAGGGCGAAGGAGGGAGGCAGCAGAGAGGCAGACACAGUGAAGUGUACGCCGUCACUACCACAAGCUGCCGAACACACUGCACUCGGUCUAUUUUAGCUCUCUGUUGCCCUCCGCUGGUCAGCAGCCUAUUUUUAUCAGCACUACAAAUACAGGAUCACAAAGCCAGUUUUCAGCCAACCAGUGAGCUGGGCAGCAUUUUGAAAGUGCGUGUCAGAAAAUGUGAAGUGUUAUGAAAUUACUGGUGGUGUCAACCGUUUUAAAAAUAACAAUGAUGAAGGGUAACUAAGGGUUUUAAUCUGUAAACAUCUGAUUUUUUCCCCCUCACUAUAGAGUUUUCCCUGUUCUCCUUCAAUAAUGGCAUGGUAGUGUCAUCCUGCCGUGAGCUGGACAAUAACCGCAGUGCCCUUUCUGCCGCAUCAGCCUUCGCAAUCGCCACUGCUGGUGCCAAUGAAGGCACACCGACCAAGGAGAAGUACCGCCGCAUGUCCCUGGCCAGCACAGGUUAGUCCCACCUCUGCUGAUCAAUGGAGGUUUUCCUGUGCCUGGUGCUGUUCUGAUUCAGAGUGAACCUUGACAACAUAGACAGAAUCCUAAUUUAUAAACAGUCCCAGCCAAAAAUGAACCAGUCAACUGAGUGAUCUCACAUUCUAACAUAGAGCCGUUAGAAACCAUCUUUUUUGUAAGAUUAGCUGUCAUUCUUUAAUGAUUUUACAUCCACUUUUGUUUGAAACAAGUGACAUUUGUCAUUGUCUGUGUUGUUGAUGUCCUUCUAAAAAAAUUCUGAUGUUCGAGUUUAACUGUGGACAACUGAUUUUCAGGAAAAGCACGACUCAGCUCAUAACAAUAUUUAAGCCAAGUUAUUCUUGUUUUCUUCACGCCACAGUUCUAGCUCUCCAAGUUUCACUGUCAGUAACAGAGUUGAGUCUGGGGGAGGGAAUAAAAAUAUUUUUGUGUUGUAGCUUUUUUAAGUAUUUAAAUUAUAAAUAUAAUAAAUGACUUUUUCAUUAACUAAAACUUCCUUCAAUGUCUUGCAGGUUUUCCAACAGACCAGAGGAAUGGAGACAAAGAGUUUGUUAUCAGGAGAGCAGCAACAAACAGAGUCCUGAAUGUUCUGCGUCACUGGGUCUCCAAACACUCCCAGGUACACUUCACCUACCUGUCUUUAUCUGAUUUCUCAGUUCUUGUUUAUUUUUAAUUAGUAAAUAAGAUUAUUUAUGUACAGUAUAUCUUUUGGAUGUUGCAGAAGAAAAAUAACUUUUUAUACGCUGACAUUUCUGUGUUGUUCCUCAGGACUUUGAGAUGAACACAGAGCUGAAGAUGAGGGUCAUCGGUUUCCUGGAAGAGGUGAUGCAUGAUCCUGAGCUCCUGACGCAGGAAAGAAAGGCAGCUGCCAACAUUAUCAGGUCAGAUUUGACUGACUACAGUCAGUGAUACAGUUUGUGUUUACAGGAGUUUUUCUGAUGCCAUUAGUCAGUCUGGGUUACACAAACAACCAUCAGCCUUGGCUUUGGCCUGAAUCUUAACACCAGCUGUCUUACACAGCAUGUACCCCAACACUAGCAAGGGAACUUAUUACCUCUGAAUUACUUAGAGUGAUUUUGAGACUAGUAGGCUGUGACCACUUUUUAUGUUGUAAAAUCACUAAUGUGUUUAAACCUGCAUUCUUCAUACUGGCCAGCAGAGGGAGACAUCACUGAUUGCAAAAACAAGUUUGAUGAUAUGAGACAAAGAAAAUGACCCUGUUUCCCACUUGAAAUUGUUCUCCAUACAUUUCCUAAAGGGAAUUUAAGGCCUCAAACACUAGAGCCAUGUUCCAAGUCUUCUCCAAAACAGCAUGAUGGUGACUUUGUAAAUAAAGGUUCCCUCUGUGAAAAAACAACAAUAACGUUGGGUGUGUGCCGAAGCAUCUCUGCCUUUGAUUGACAAAACAAGAUCAGGGCAAACUGUCUGCUAGGAUAUAAAGAUUAUGGGUAUCUACCAUGUUUUCAAAUAUGGUCACCUAUGAUUCCAGAAGCCAAAGACAGUCUCAAGGCCCCAAAAUGGUAGUACACAAACAUAUGGAACAAAUUACAGUGCCCUUGUCUACUGAUUUUAUGUGGUCAUUGGGCUUUACAUUGGGACAACAUGGAAAAACUGGUGUGAAACACUUGCUUGGUGUGUUGUGUUCCCGAUCAAACUGUUAGCCUACCUCCCUCCUGUCGAGAUCCUUGCUUGUGUUGUGCUUCUUAUCAAAUUUUAUGUCCCUUUGGAUUUCUACUAAAUUAAACUGUAGCAUUGUAAAACUGUAGCCAAUGGUCAAAAGGUGUAGCUGAAGCUAAAUGUGCUGCUGUGUUUUUCUAAUUUCCCCCUUGCAGGACUCUCACUCAGGAGGACCCCGGAGACAACCAGGUCACCCUGGAAGAGAUCACACAGAUGGUAAGAGGAAUGUCCGUAAAGUCUUUACGGCUUUUUGAAAAAACACCUUUUUUAAAUUGAGGUGGAAACGCCGUGCUUUAAUUGGGUUGUGACUGAGUUUCUCGUUAUGUAUGUUUGUGUAUCAGGCCAUGGAUGACAAUAAGACUGAGCCGUUUGAGAACCACUCUGCCCUGGAGAUAGCUGAGCAACUCACACUGCUGGACCACCUGGUCUUCAAGGCCAUCCCAUACGAGUGAGUACACAGGCAUCCAGGUGCACAAGUCUACACACACACAAACAGGCAAACACACAAAUACACAAACAGGAACUGAGUUUUCAUGUUUUUAUUUACAGGGAGUUUUUUGGUCAAGGCUGGAUGAAAAACGACAAGAAUGAGAGAACUCCGUACAUCAUGAAAACAACAAAGCAUUUCAAUGACGUAUGUUUCCACCGUGUUGCUGUGAAGAAAAGAUAAAUCUAGACACGGAGGAUAGAUAAAUGAUAGAGGUACAGUCAUGAUUGACACUAUAUAUUUCUGUCUUUGUUAUGAUCAGGUCAGCAACAGGAUUGCCACCGAGAUCCUUCACUGGGAUGAUGUCAACAUGCGGGUGGCAGUGAUAGAGAAAUGGGUGGCAGUGGCUGACAUCUGCCGCUGCCUCCAUAACUACAACGCAAUGUUGGAGAUCACCUCUGCUCUGAACCGCAGCUCCAUCUUCCGUCUCAAGAAAACCUGGCUCAAAGUCUCCAAACAGGUAUCAGAAUCUCUAACACAUGGGUUUCUGUGAGCAGACUUUGAGGGGAAUUUAGCUGAGAAAUAUUUCCCAGCCGUAACUUCAGGUUGUUGUUUCUGGAUCUCUUUUUUGUGGUGCAAAUCAAACAAAAAGUACACAAAGAAUAACCUCGUGAGCUUUAAAGUUACUGGUACAGAGAUUUUUUCAUAAUUGUGCCUCAGCUCCUGCAUACAAAAACAUAAACUGAUCUUUUUGCAUCACUGUUUCUAAUAAGUAGGAGCAUUUUUCAAAACUUGAAACAGUAUCUUCAGGCUUUUGUAAAUAAAAAUAAAGAAAGACAGCAUGCUGGUAGUUUGAGAAUUAUUAGUUGGAUUACAUCUGUUUUCCUCAUCCCUUUUCCAGACAAAGACUGUGAUCGAUAAGUUACAGAAGCUGGUGUCAUCAGAGGGACGAUUCAAAAACCUGAGAGAAGCUCUGAAGAAGUAUGUGCUCAAAAUAAGGCAGAAAAUAUAGAUGGUAACCAUUUUAUUAUUUGGUACUAACUACAUCUGUACAAUUCCUGUCUCUCUGUGCUCCAUCUUUUGUCCUUAGUUGUGACCCUCCCUGUGUUCCCUACUUGGGGAUGUACCUGACAGACCUGGCGUUCAUUGAGGAGGGAACGCCAAACUACACUGAGGACAACCUGGUCAACUUCUCCAAGAUGAGAAUGGUAGCCAUUACAGCUGUGUUGUUGUAGAUAGUUUACUCAGAUAGUUUGUGUUUCUGACUGGAAUCCAGUUUAUCAUCUGAAAUUGAACUAUUUCCCUUUUUUCUUCAGAUAUCUCACAUUAUCAGAGAAAUCAGGCAGUUUCAGCAAACAGCAUACAAGAUUGAUUAUCAACCAAAGGUGGGAUUAUUGUGUGUCAAUCACUGUCUGCUCUUUUAAUGUUCAAAAAUAGCAUCAUAAAAACUAUGUUCAUUGGUUUUAGUUUUAAUAAAGGGCAAACAAGUUUCAAACAUUUGCAAGUACACACAGUCAAUCAACAUUAAUAACCACUGUGGAGCUGCAGAGUAAACUCUUUGUGGUGUUUGUCUUUGUUUCAGGUUGCCAAGUACCUGUUGGACAUCAGUACCGUGCUGGAUGAGGAGAGCCUUUACGAAGCGUCUUUGAGAAUCGAGCCCAAAACUUCAUCAUGA